UUUCUUACUGUUGUACUGUAAUAUUAUAUUUUGUAAUAUUGUACUGUAAUAUUAUAAUUUCAAAAAUUGAGAAUUGUUAUGAGAAAAUUACUUAAAGCAUGAUCUUUUAUCAUUUUUACAUUAUAUACCAUAAAUAAAAAUUGUAAUAGUAAUUUCUCUAAAUGCUUUUAUAUCGCUGUAACAUAUUUUUAUUUUACUUUUUUUGCAAGAGAAGGAAUGAUGUAUGAUGUGAUCAUUGUUAUGUUAUGCUUUUGUCUCUUUCUUGAUCGAAGCUUUUUUAAUAAUACAACAUACGUGGUUACAUUCUAUGGGAUAGUCGUUGAUGUUCCAUGGCAAUCGUUGCGAGAAUACAAGAUUAUGGCUUAAGGAGAAAGCCGUUUCUCGGUGGAUGGAGAAAUACUGUUACCGGCUUGAUCUAUCACAAUGCCUGCACGCAGACACGCAGCAAUGAAACAAGGAGUAAGACCACGCAGACCAUAAUGGUCGUAGAUACGGUCACUGAUGUCGUUCACGAUCAGGCAGUACAGGUGGAGGCGAUACAGUUUUUACCCGAUACAUGUGACAAAAUUAUUACGCCUGGAAUUUCUUCCUUCAGGAUGCCAGAGUCGAUUAAAAAAAUUAAGCCGUUAUUCUAUCAAGAUAAUAUUAAAAGGGAUAAUAAUAAAAUUCUUGACAGCGUCAUUAAAAUACAGAAGUGUUAUAGCAGGAAUACAACUUUUAAUAAUUCUGUAACUAUUUCUAAACUUUUAUGUGUGUUAAAACAGUAUAAUAAUAAAGUUAAAGAAAAAGAAUUUAAGUUUAUUAUUAACUUAAUACAUAAAAAUGUAUUUUGUAUAUUAAAAAGAAAAUUACCUUACGAUCAACAAGUUCAAAGCAAUUAUCGAUUUGGAUCGGGGAUUCGCAGGGCUUAUCGGGCUAGAGCGGUGACUAGAACAAACGUUUUCGAAGUGGCUGAUGUUUCUCACUAUGAUGAGACGAACGUGAUCGAGCUUCGAGACUCGGGAUGUUCUCAGGUGCUGUCCACUUACAGUGGCACGGAUUUCGUGAUACUGAAUCGCUGUUUGCCACGUACGAGCUCGGACUUUGAAUUGCUCUACAAUCUCCUCGACCGCUGGCGAAUCCUCGAGACCGAGCGAGCAAGUCUUACGCUUCUUGGAUCAUCGAAGGUCGCCGCUUGUGGCCUAAUCUUGUCAAAAGAGAUCGAGCUGUUACGCGCCAUAGAUUCUAUGAAGACUGCUGUUCGUUUCAAAUGCAGGGAACAGAAGCGACACAGAUUCUUAGACGAGUUAUCCAGACCAAUUGCCUGGCGGGACAGUCGAGAUCGACCGAUCCUAGUGGACACCUUGCGUGUUCAGCGAGCUCGUCAGCACAGAAACGUUUACGCCUCGCUGGCUAACAAGAACUUAUCCAUCUCAGAACGAGUUGAUUUAUUAUACGACUUGAAACACAUUGCUGAUAUGCACACAUGUGGUCAAUCGCGUGAGCUCGUUUAUUUGAUCGAUCAGGAGCUAAAUCUUUUAACAUGUCGUGUGGACACGAAUAGACUCAACUGGCUCAGGAAUCGACUGAAGUUGAGCUUUCUCAAACUGGCACGCAAUACUCUGCAAGGUCUUUUAAUGUUUUUUUUUUUGUUUAUGAUGAUAGCAUAUGUCUUAGGCGACAUUGAAGAAGACGCACAUCUGUUCGAUUGGUCGGAUAAUAGCAUCACGCGGCUUUGUAGAACGUGUGGCAGGCUCCUAUCUUUAGAAAAGUUUCCCCGCGAACAGCGAUUGCGCUCUUCUUCUUGCAUCUAUUGCAUAUCCAUGCAAACUCGGAAAGGCCCUCGCAUUGUGUAUGAGCCCUACGAGAGGAUGUUAUGGGAAAUCAGACGUUUCGAGGCCAGAAUGGGCUGCUACGGCAGUCUGGCAUUUGUGAUCGGAGCCAAGGUCAUCUGUCGUCUGGUGAACAAAGUUUGGCAUGGUAGAUCAGGCAUCUCCGGGUGCGACGACCUCGGCGAGCUAAGAAUGACUCGGUUCCGAAGCGAACUCGAAUGGGCGCCCUGGAAUUCCUUAUUGUUGACUAAAACCGAGGCCGCAAUUCAUCACGGGAUCGGUGAUAUCGAGAGCUUUUAUGAUUCAUCGCUCUUGCAGAAAUUUUACAUGAGGAAUCUCCAGGCGAAAGUACAUUUUGAAUCGAUUUCUCGAGAGCGGAGAAAUAUUGUGACGCCGUCCUCUAUAGAAGAUCAGUAAUUGUAUUAUUUUCUUACUAAUUAAAUAGAAGUAAGAAAAAGUAAGAGGAAGAGUAAAUUUCAGACUUUAGCGGAAAGAAAUUCACACAGAAGCUUUAGCUCAACUUUAAUUCUGCUAAUCGCCAUGUACAAGAGUUACAAGUAUUGUUGUUAUUUACAGAAACAGUUAGAAAGUUGUCGAAGUAUUAGCAUAGUUUAAGUUACAGGAAACUUUCAAUCUUUUUGAUAUUAGGAAAGAUAGUUUAUUGCAUUUACACUUGAUUUGCGCAAUCUUUACCCGCUGCUGCUCGAUCACAAUUGUUUUUCACAAUUGUACAAAUCAUAGUAGUGUGUUUCUGUGAGAGAAAUUUCGCGAGUUGAAGCCCCGUUCUAAGCCAAUUACCAAGUUGUAGAGAAAUGUGCCCGCCUCCGGAUGUCGGCCGUUCGUCCUGGCGAAAGUUGGGCGUCGGGGAAAUACGUUGAGCUCGCAUUAUAGCUGGGACAUCGUCGUUGUUUCUCGCGUUUUCUCGCCUUCAAGGCAGCAUGUCCUGGUCACGUUGAUAGCCCCAGUUAAUCGCGUUGCAGUUUAUGAACUAAGUUUCUAAGGCGAGAAAAGCGCAAAGACGCACCGAUUUGGCUUGGACAUUUAAAUGCUGUUCACGCGCGUGAUGAUUUUCGUGUAAUACGUGUUUCCCAUUUCCUAUUUCUUUGUCUUCUAUGAGAUAAUAUUUUUUAUCAGAAAGUUACCGUGAAUUUUUUUAUAUAUUCGCGAUAACAAUUAAUAUGAACGACAAAAAUAGUAAAAGAAUAAAGAUAUUUAUUAAUAUUAAAAAUAAU
Monomorium pharaonis (pharaoh ant) is the source of this 3043-nucleotide messenger RNA. Its product is annotated as IQ and ubiquitin-like domain-containing protein. Gene Ontology annotation, biological process: cilium assembly. The transcript has 3 exons. Lineage: Eukaryota; Metazoa; Arthropoda; Insecta; Hymenoptera; Formicidae. The record is from RefSeq and is a predicted model, not a curated record. Gene Ontology annotation, cellular component: acrosomal vesicle; motile cilium. Bases 330 to 2228 code for a protein of 632 amino acids.